Messenger RNA from Arachis ipaensis, 2445 nucleotides. RefSeq lists its product as uncharacterized. Gene Ontology annotation, molecular function: protein binding; mRNA binding. Lineage: Eukaryota; Viridiplantae; Streptophyta; Magnoliopsida; Fabales; Fabaceae. The record is from RefSeq and is a predicted model, not a curated record.
CCAGUAGCACAACCACAAAAUCACAAAACAGUUCAAUAAUCAUCAAUCCAGCAGCACAAACACAAAUAACAAAAUCACAAAACAAUAAAGUAUGAAGACAAUCACAAUCUAGACAUAAUUAAGUCAUAAAAUACUUCAAUAAUCAAUAAAACGUUCAAUAAUCAAUAAUCAGCAAUCCAGCCGUACAAACACAAACAAAAAAUCACAAAACAGUUCAAUAUUCAUCAAUCCAGGAUCACAACAAACACAAAAUCACAAAAUACAAAACAAUAAAUCAUGAAAACAGCCAUAAUUGUGUUUUCCAUUCGAAUCGGCCGAUUCUGAUUUGAUUGGAUGGUUCAAUACUCACGGUCAGAUCGAUCCAGUUUUCAGAUCCAUGUUCAUUUCAGACUUCAGAACCUUCACUAGGCCUGGUUGCUGAGUAGGGUCUGGAUCUGGGUCAGUCCUUGCUACAAGAGAAGUGUGAAAUGAAGCAACAAUAGAGAUGGGCCCAAUCGGUCACCAAAAACAAAAAGAGAAAGGGCCAAUCAAGAGUUGAAGAGAGAGGAAGCCCCUGUUUGGAAUGAUAACACAGUAGGAAUGAGGAACCAAGAAAGGGGGUGGGUGUUGGCGGUGUAAUUCUCAUGCACAAUAAUCAUUUCUGUCUCGUACCUUCUUCAAUUUCUCUAAUUCUCACUGCAUUAAUUCUUAAUUCUGUGUUUGUGAAUUCAUCUCUUGAUUGCAAGAAUGUUGUCAUUGUUCUCAUUCUCACUCUCACGAAUCAUGUUAAGGUACUCUCCUUAUUCUGUUCCCAACUCCGUUUUCCGUCUUUGCUUCCCUUCAACUUCAUCCCUACACUCUAACUCUCAGUCCCAAUCACUUGAUAAAUAUAUUGAUAUCUUCACUCGCUUGCUCUCUAUGCGUCCUCCUCCAUCCAUCAACUCUUUUAACAUGAUUUUGGGGGCUCUUGCCAAGAGGAACGAUUUCCCCGCCGUCCUACCCCAUGUUCAGCUGUUGGAAGCCCGGGGAUUUCAGUUUAAUGAAGUCACUUAUGUGACCUUGAUUCAGGGACUCUGUAAGACCAGACACACAUCAGCUGCUAUUCAAGUGUUGAGAAAGAUCCCAAUGCAUGGGAUUGUUCCUAAUGUCGUCAUGUACAGCACAAUUAUUGAUAGCCUGUGCAAGGCAGGACUUGUGAAUCUUGCUUUUCGUUUAUUCUCUGAAAUGCUUGCUAAGGGAAUUUCUCCCGAUGUUCAAAGUUACAAUAUCAUGAUUAAUGGCUUCUGCAAAAGUAAAAUGCUCGAUCAAGCCUUGAAUCUCUCUGAAGAAAUGCUUCAUAACUACUUGGUUCCAAACACGGUAACUUACUCUAUUCUUAUUGAUAGCUUGUGCAAAUCAAAGAGAAUCUCUUGUGCUUUGGAGCUUUUUGGCAAGAUGCAUGAUAGAGGUCAAACCGCUAAUAUAGUCACUUACAAUUCCUUGUUGAAUGGGUUGUUCAAAAACAAACAACUUGACAAGGCACUUAUGUUAUUCAAUCAAAUGAAAAAGAGUGGCAUUGAUCUAAAUAUAAACACUUACAGAGUACUUAUUGAUGGCCUAUACAAUGCAAAAGAGAUUUUUCAAGAUUUUUGCGUUAUAGGCUGUCCUCCAAAUGUGAGGGCAUACAAUAUUAAGAUCGAUGGGCUCUGCAAAAAGGGCUUAUUUAAAGAAGCAUUGACCCAGCUGUCGGAAAUGGAACACAAUGGUUGCUUACCAAAUGCUGUGACUUUUGUAACUGUUAUUCAUGCUUUGUUUGAAAAAGAUGAGAAUGACAUGGCAGAAAAACUUCUUCGGGAAAUGAUUGCCAGGGGCUUAUUGAAUUUAGAUAAGAAGAUUGAGGCUUGACAUGGCUUUCAUCCUUGUUACAUAUGGGGAGCGGGUGAUGGAUUCCCAUUAGUCCUCCGUCCCAGAUAAUCACCGCAAGUAUCUACGGGUGCAAUUGAAUGGAAUUAAAGUUAAUCAGAACAUAUUUGAAUUGAAUAAAAGUUAGCAGACCAAUCUGUCUUAUUUCAUGCGAUGUUUUUCAACUUCAUAUGUUUGGCUGGAGUGAAUAUUUGAAUGGAAUUAAAGUUAUCACAACAAAUUUGAAUGGAAUUAAAGUUAGGAGAACAAGCUGUCAUAUUUCAUGCAGAGUUUUUCAGAACAAAAAGUUACUAAGAAGUUUGGGCGGAGUGAAGGGUUAAAUGGAAUUAAAGUUACGAGAACAGAUUUGUGUUGAAUGUUAGUAUACUAAAUAGAUUUUGAUAAUCAAGGGUGUGCUAGGACUAGUUGAGAAGUGGUUAGCCAUUAAAUAGUUUGUAUUUGGACUAGUUGAUACUAUUUAACAAUGACAUCUAGAAAUAGAAGAUUGACAAGUGUUUCCUAUGUCAGCGACAGUUCUAAUGUCAUGGGGGAAUGUUUUUCAUAGUCUUGUUUUUUAAACUUUAA